Messenger RNA from Cotesia congregata, 285 nucleotides. The record is from the annotation of a GenBank genome assembly. Lineage: Eukaryota; Metazoa; Arthropoda; Insecta; Hymenoptera; Braconidae.
AUGUUAAUGUCUAAAAUGCUUAUUCUUGCUGAAGAAUUUCAAAUUUUAAUUUACACUUCAAAUAAUCUCCAAAUAAAGAAGCAGGAUAACAUCAUCCAUCACAUGACUCGACAUAUAUUAGAAAAACGUGUUAGUAAAAUUUAUAAUGAAACCAUGAACAACAUUCGAAAAGAUUUACUCUCUGUAACUCAAAAAAAUGGCUAUGGUUGUACCACGGCAGAUGUUUGGACAGGAGGCUCACGUCGUUUUUUGGGUGUUACGGCUCAUUGGAACACUUUUCAUUAG